CCGAUUCGUUUGGCGCAAUCCUUCUCCUGCAAACGAAACUCACGCGGCGGCUGCAGCUCGUUUUUUUCCCAUCUUCUUUUUUUCUUUUGAUUUCCACUAUCCGCAUUUCCACGGCUGCGUUACUUGCGGUCUGGCUUUCAUUGUUUCGGCUCUUAAACGCUGUUUUUCACGUUUACCUUUACGGCUCCUGGCGAACAAAAACGCUCUGCGGUGUACGAAACGAUACGGGAAAAUGGCCAGGACAUAGUCAACUUGGCCUUAACUGUCGCACAGUUAAGUUUUGUGUGGAGCACACUGAAAGAAAAACAAACAGCCGGAGGACGAGUGGGGCAUCAAAAUUUCAGCAUUUGCGGCCCGCCGCUGGCGACGUGAUAUAACAGGAGUUGCCGCUCGACUUUCUCUACUUUCUCUCUCUCUAUUGCGAGUCGAGGUUGCGAGGGUCGAGGUCUCCAUGUGGCAGCUCCAUUGACCGGAUUGCUGAACUCAACCACUGCUUUUGGGCCAAUUCGUUUGACAAUUGAGGAAGUGAGCCGCAACUUUUAAAUGAAGAAACAUGGGGAAUGGCAUGAACAAGGUCUUGCCGGGACUUUAUGUGGGCAACUACCGCGACUCCAAGGAUCACGCACAGCUGGAAAGGUUCAAGAUCUCGCACAUUAUCGCCAUACAUGACAGUCCGCGACGCCUUUUGCCGGACAAGCACUACCUGUGCGUAAUGGCCUCGGAUACUCCCGACCAGAAUCUGUCGCAGUACUUCUCCGUCUGCAACGACUUCAUCCACGCCGCCCGCCUUCGCGAGGGCAACGUGCUCAUCCACUGCCUGGCGGGGAUGUCCCGUUCGGUGACGGUGGCCGUGGCCUACAUCAUGACCGCCACCCACUUGAACUGGAAGGAGGCACUGAAGGUCGUUCGUGCCGGACGGGCAGUGGCCAAUCCGAAUAUGGGUUUCCAAACGCAAUUGCAGGAGUUUGAGCAGUUCAAGUUGUCCGAGGAGCGUCGCCGGCUGAGGGAACGCUUUCCAUCCUCGGCGCUGGAGCAACUGGACCGCACCAAGGUGGCCACCGCACUGGAUAACUACCAGGAGCUACUCCAGAAUCGCGACAUCUGCGAGGGCAACUGUUCCCGCGGCGAAAAAUGUCCAACAGGAGUCUGCAACAUGGACCCCACGAAGGGCUUGUUCCGUCGCCGCCCCUCCAACGCCUCCACCCACUCGCGCUUGAGAGCGCAGUCCUCGAAUGCCAACGCCUCGUCCAGUUCGCUCAGCGUGAGCAGUGCCGCCGGCGCCGCCCAAUCCUGCCCCACAUCGCCCAAGAACUCCCCGCUGCCCAUGGCCCGUCGGUCGGUGGGCAACGAGCGGAUUCCCGAGGACGAGAUCGUCCUGGAGCAGCCGGCAACCACCUCUCGUGAAGCGGCCGAAUAUGCUGCCGCCUUCGAGGAUGCUCGCCGAGAACAGGAGCAGCGCCAUCAGCAACUGGGGGUCAGGGGUCAGCGGUCUCCGCGACCGGGAAACUUUGGGAGCGGAACUCCACGGGUCAGCAGCGCCGGCAGUCGCAGGGAAUCCGCCGCCAGGGAGGGAAACGGAUCCGGUUCUGGAUCGGGAUCAGGAUCAGGCUCUGCCCAGCUGCAGCGGAGUGCCAGCACGGUCAGCGGAUUUGGAGUGCGGCCGCGGAGCAGUCCGGCUGGUCUGCACGCCUACACGGGAUCGGUUCCUUCCUCCGUCCACGGGUCUAGAGUGGAUCUGCGGGAUGCCGACAAGGGAUCGGCCAUCUACCUGGGCUGUUCGGCGCCAAGGGCCUCCACGCUGUCGAUAUCCUCGUCGAGGGGAUCCUCGGGUGGAUCGGCACCACCUUCACCCUGCCACACUCCACCCGCCAGUCCGCGUCAUGGUGUCAAAAGAUCCACCAGUCUGGUAAAGAAGCCGAGAUGAAGUCCCGAGCCCGUCCUCGAAAGGCGAGGAGUGUUUGUUUCCAUUCGAGUUGCAUUGGCGCCCAAUCUGCAUCCAAUCUGUAAACCCUGAGCAACUUUGGCACCUUUUCGGCUAAAAGCGCGCGUGACCUGCUGACUUGUUUGAUGAGGACUACGGAGUUCCCAUAUUCCGGCUGGGAAUCGUAUUGUCCUCGAAUAGCUUACUCUUGUUAGACGCCUAGAGCCUGAAGGCAUCCUUCGUUUCCGGCUUUGGCUACCUAAAAAGUUGUUGAUCAAUUUUUAAAAAACGCAUUCGAGUGCAGCCUGAAUCAAAAAAAAUCAAAUGUUGAGAGAUUAUUUUUCAGAGACGCAUUUAAGAAAAUACCGACAUAUACAUAUACACACAUAUUUACUGUAUAUUAUAUAGCGUAUUUAUUUAUACGAGCAGAUUUGUUGUCGGUCCACUUGGAAGGACUGAUAGAUAUCCCCCGGCCAUCGGUAUUGGCCAUUUGUUAGUUUUGUACCGAAAGCUGUUGGUCGAGCGAUUGCAUAGACAGUCGAACAAUAAUUGAGAAUUGUACAAUUGCGUAUUUUUGAUUAAAUCCAUUGUUGUUGCAAAUAUUUUGAUAGCGGAACAAAACCCCAAAAAAACAAAAAAAGAAAAGCAUAAGAAACUAUAAAAAGGGGAAACCCAAGAAGCGUUAUAUACAUUCAUACCUAGUUGAUCUAGAUUGACAUAUGAGAUUUGAGAUUGUUAUUUAGAAUUGUUGCAUUGUGUAGCAUUGAAUAUAUAAACAAAGUUUAUUAGCUCACCCCACCCUCUUUCUUCCACACGAAAAACACACCAAAAAUCUCGAAAAGUAAUACAAGCAAUACGGAACGGACUUUUCCACACAUUAAACACAAACCAAAUUUAAUCUAAACUAAACAAAUCGCAUUAAAGUGUGCUUUAAAGCUUGUGGCUUAUCAUGAAGAAACCAAACACAAUUAAACUAUAAUCGAAUAAGAGUGUAAAAUUAUUUACAAUCUUUCCUAGAAUAUCGCAAACAAUCUAAUGGACAUUUGAAACGUUUUUGCAAGCUGGCUUUGACAAAAUAAAAAUGUUUCAGAGAUACACAAAAUACAAAAUACAUAUGGCGAUUGAAGGGCGAAUCAAAUACUGUAUUUAUAUUGCCUAGAUAAAUGCACAAAUCGGUUUUAAACUAAAGUUGAAUAAAAUGAAAUCGUUAAGUUUGUCGAAUGAAUACAAUUAUUAUACAACAAUAAAAGCAAAUGUCUCCAAGACACAAUUAAAAUGAAAUCGAAUAAUAAAAAUGCCCUUGGAUACUCCCAGA
Drosophila ficusphila is the source of this 3236-nucleotide messenger RNA. Its product is annotated as dual specificity protein phosphatase 22. Gene Ontology annotation, cellular component: cytosol. Gene Ontology annotation, biological process: protein dephosphorylation. Gene Ontology annotation, molecular function: protein tyrosine/serine/threonine phosphatase activity. Lineage: Eukaryota; Metazoa; Arthropoda; Insecta; Diptera; Drosophilidae. The record is from RefSeq and is a predicted model, not a curated record. The coding region runs from base 554 to 1924 and encodes 456 amino acids. The transcript is spliced from 7 exons.